Messenger RNA from Laccaria bicolor S238N-H82, 609 nucleotides. RefSeq lists its product as uncharacterized. Bases 1 to 609 code for a protein of 202 amino acids. Gene Ontology annotation, molecular function: protein dimerization activity. The record is from RefSeq and is a predicted model, not a curated record. The transcript is spliced from 3 exons. NCBI's taxonomy places the organism in Eukaryota, Fungi, Basidiomycota, Agaricomycetes, Agaricales, Hydnangiaceae.
AUGGCUUGGGGUGGUCCUGACAAACAAGCAGCGGAAAUUGUGGCAGGAAACCCUGAUGCGAAGGACUGGCAAGAUGAGGCCAGAAAGAUAGUCAAGAAAACUAUGGCGCAAUACUAUAACACUCGCCCCUGCGCUACUCCCAUUCAAAGAGGUACUGGGACCCAGGAUGCCAACGACGACGACACAUCAGAAUUCAACAAACAUCGCGAAACACUUCUCACUGCCGACACAAUAGAGGGCUGGGUAGCAGAGCUAUGCUGCUAUUUGAGUACAAUGCAACAGGAAGUCACCAAGAACACUGAUCUCGUUGAAUGGUGGCAGAACAACGCAACAUUAUACCCUACGCUUGCACAUAUCACGCUUGACGUCCUCCCCUCUCAAGCUUCGUCCAUUCACUGUGAGCAGUUAUUUUCGGGCAGCAAACAAAUUGCGACAGACUGCCAUGUGUGCCUGGGUUCAACAGUCUUUGAACAGCUGGUAAUCAUGGGGUCUGCUUGGAGACCUGACCUCUAUGAUAUGGCUGUGUGGACGGCUUUCCAGCAGGAGGAGGUUGAGCCUUUCCUUGAAUUUGAAGAGAUGCUCGAUGAGGACAAUGCCUCUUUGGUUUGA